AUGGCAACACAGUUAAAUAGUGAUACGGUGACAGACUCGUUUCCGAAAAGUGGGGAACAGCAAUCGCGGUCAGACAGCGGGCUUGGUGAAAGGAUGAACGCGGCAAGAAACAAAGGAUGGAAAGAAUUAGAUAUAUCCUAUUUCAAGGAGGUGGAGGAUGUGGGGAACCUCUGUGAAGUGGCAGGUUUGUUCUUGGAGGACCUAAACUUUAGCUGGUGCACGAACAUCCGCACAACUGGGUUGGAAAAAAUAUGCACAGUUGAGUGCUUUCCGAGUCUGCAAAGGCUGUAUCUGAACGGCACAGGGACAAAUGACAGAUGCAUCGACAAACUCAGCCGUGGGAAUCUAAGAGUUUUGGAGUGCGGGUAUUGCAGAAACAUUACGGACGUUAGGCCCCUUGAAAGGAAUGAAACGCUGGAAGUACUUUCGCUUCGAGGGUGCCAGAACAUCGUCCAUGGGUUGGAGGAUGUUUGCGGUCGGUGGCUAAUAAAUUUGAGAGAAUUGUACUUGAGCGAUAUGGUAGCCGUCACGGAUGCGUGCAUAGAAGCUAUCGGUAAUAGUAAAAAAAGCCUGGUCCGCUUGGAAUGUGAAAAUUGUGAAAGAAUCACAAACGUCAGUGCGUUGGGAAACGUCAAGACAUUGAAGGUAUUGUUGCUCAAUCACUCCAAGAACAUCGCAGAAGGAGUUUCUAAUAUCUUCGAAAUAUCGGAGCUUCAAGACUUAGGCUUCCGUGGUUUUGCUAAAAUUACGCAAGUAAAUUUGAUGCCGUGGCAGCGUUGUGCGAGUUUAACAACCCUUGAUCUCUCUGGAUGCAAAAAAGUAACGAACUUGAAUCUGGGUGGGGAGUGUAGAAAACUCGUGUGCCUUAAGCUUUCAGAGUGUCCGCAGCUGCGGGAAGUGGAUAUCACCGGGUGUGAAAGUUUGACUGCACUAAAUAUUUCCGGACGUUGGCAUCUUAAAGUUGUGAAAUUGAAUGGAUGCAAGGAGUUGAAGUCGAUUGAUCUUUCCGUGUGUCCGCACCUUGAAGACGUAUAUGGAGUAUGCGACUGCAAAAACUUGGAAAUUUUUAACCUUUGUUUUUGUUCACGACUCACAAAAUUGGAACUGGUUGAGCUUGAAAAGUUAAAAAUGUUGAAUCUUUGCGGGUGUAAGGACCUUGAAGAUAUCGGAAGUCCAAGCAGGUGGGGCAAAAACUUGGUGGAGCUUAAUGUUUCAAUGUGCCGGAAGCUUAACUACAUGGAUUUAAGCGGAAGAGUGAAGCUGGAGAAACUUAACCUUUCUCAAUGCGACAGCCUUGUAGAGGUGAAUUUAAGUGGGUGCCAAAACCUCUCUUCUUUACUUGAUCUUUCAAACAGCAGGGAGCUCGAAAUCUUGAAUUUGUGCAACUGUGGGGAGUUGCCGGCGCUUAACGUUGACGGAUGCGUGAAUCUGCAAAUACUGAUUCUGAGCGGAUGCCGCAGUCUGUCGACCAUGAAACUUUCCGAAUGCAACAACCUCAGGGAGACAGAUUUUAGCGGCUGUGCGAAGUUGUCGGCUAUCAAACUUUCCAGUAGAAGGGGGAUAAAGUUAGUUAAAUUGGACGGUUGUAUAGAUUUGAUGUCUCUGGAUUUGUCAGAGUGUGUGAGCCUUAAGGAUUUGAUUGGAGUAAGUGGCUGUACCCAACUCAAGUCACUCAAUCUCUCAGGUUGCAGCAGGCUCGCUGAUGUCGCCGCACUAAAGGACCUCAAGGGGCUGGUGAGGCUCAACCUUUCCAGGUUGGUGGAGGUUGUGGACCUGAGCAUGCUGACUGGGCACGAGGAUCUGGAGGAGCUCAACCUAUCUCAAUGUAACGCACUUGCCGAUAUAAGCGGACUGAAGGGCGAAUGCUCGACAAAACUGAUAUCUUUGAAUGUAUCAUGGUGCAGGAGCCUUUCGGCUAUCUGUGUGCUGAGUGAGUGUUGCCGUAAUUUGACCACGCUGGAUAUUUCAGGUUGCUGGAACCUCGAUGAUAUGAGCGUGUUGGGGUCGUUAAAGAGCUUGAGUGUUCUUAAUCUUUCUUGGUGCAGUCAACUGACCGACAUAAAUAUGUUAGCGGGUUUGAACUGCUUGGCUGUUCUUAACCUUUCUUGGUGCAAUCAGCUGGUUGAUGCGAGUGUAGUGAGCGAGUUGGAAAGUAUAGCCAUUCUUAACCUUUCAUAUUGUUGUGAAUUAGCGCGUUUAAAUUUGAGCGGAUGCAUAAAACUAAAGUGCCUUGAUAUCUGUGGAUGCGUAUCCCUCAAACAUUUAACUGGAUUACGCAAGUGCACGAAUUUAGAAUCACUCUUCGCUUGCGGAUAUCGCGACGCGGCAGAAGACGUUCGUGACGAGUUCCUGAACAUUCCAUGCUCCGCUACGUUACAUAUCGAUGAAAGCACGGACCGGGAGGUAAUACAGGAACUCAUGGGUUGGGGUGUUAGAGUCAAAACAAUCUGA
Molecule: messenger RNA, 2451 nt
Organism: Trypanosoma brucei brucei TREU927
Lineage: Eukaryota; Euglenozoa; Kinetoplastea; Trypanosomatida; Trypanosomatidae
Product: leucine-rich repeat protein (LRRP), putative
Exons: 1
Coding region: 1-2451 (816 amino acids)
Biological process (GO): SCF-dependent proteasomal ubiquitin-dependent protein catabolic process
Cellular component (GO): SCF ubiquitin ligase complex
Source: RefSeq, a predicted model, not a curated record